This is a messenger RNA of Solanum tuberosum (potato), 2138 nucleotides long. RefSeq names its product GDSL esterase/lipase EXL1-like. NCBI's taxonomy places the organism in Eukaryota, Viridiplantae, Streptophyta, Magnoliopsida, Solanales, Solanaceae. Gene Ontology annotation, molecular function: lipase activity. The transcript has 10 exons. Gene Ontology annotation, cellular component: extracellular region. The coding region runs from base 1 to 2085 and encodes 694 amino acids. The record is from RefSeq and is a predicted model, not a curated record. Gene Ontology annotation, biological process: lipid metabolic process.
AUGAAGUUCCUUUUUUUCAAAAUAUGUUAUUUUCUUGUUUUUUGUGUAAGUUUUUGUUAUGCCAUAAGUAUACCUCCUAAUAAGUCUAUUCCAGCAUUGUUUGUUUUUGGAGACUCUAUUGUUGAUACUGGUAACAAUAAUGGCCUUAAAACUAUAGCUAAGGUUAAUUAUCCUCCUUAUGGUAAAGAUUUCAUGGGAGGAAUACCAACUGGAAGGUUUUCUAAUGGCAAAGUCCCUUCAGAUUUCCUUGUGGAAGAAUUGGGAAUAAAAGAUCUUUUACCAGCAUUUCUUGAUCCAACUUUACAAGCAGAAGACCUCAUCACAGGAGUUAAUUUUGCUUCAGGAGGUGCAGGAUAUGAUCCUCUAACAUCCGAAAUCGCGAAAGUCAUCUCAUUGGAUGGCCAAGUGACAUUAUUCAAAGAGUACAUAGUAAAGCUAACAGAGUUAGUUGGAGAAGAUAGAAAGAAUGAAAUCUUGGCAAAUAGUUUAUUCAUGUUGGUCACAGGAGCCAAUGACAUUACCAACACUUAUUUCGGUACGCCUCUUCGAAAAUCUUACUAUGAUGUUCCAUCAUACGCUGAUCUCUUGGUCAACUUUGCUUGCAGUUUUGUACAGGAUUUAUACGGUCUAGGGGCACGUCGUAUUGGUAUAUUUGGCAUACCACCAAUCGGAUGUUUGCCUUCGCAGAGAACACUGAAAGGAGGAGAAGCAAGACAAUGUGUUGAUAACUUGAACCAAGCAGCACAAUUGUUCAACAUCAAGUUGGAAGCUUACUCAAAUUCUCAGGGAAACAAGUUACCUAAUUCAAGAUUGGUGUAUGUAGAUACAUACAAUGUUCUGCUUGAUGUCAUCGACAACCCUCAACGAUAUGGAUUCAAAAUUUCAGACAAGGGAUGCUGCGGGACGGGGAAAAUAGAAGUUGCAGAGUUAUGCACAUAUACAUGUUCCAGUGAUUCUGAUUAUAUUUUUUGGGAUAGUUUUCAUCUUACAGAGAAAGCAUACAGACUUUUAGUUCAUCAGAUUCUUGUCCAACAUACUUUUCUAGUGUUGUCAAGCAUUUGUUAUGCACUUCUACUGUGCAAUGUCCAGGCAGACAUGAAUGUACCACGUAAUAAGUCUAUUCCAGCAGUGAUAGUUUUUGGAGACUCCAUUGUUGAUACCGGUAACAAUAAUGGCCUUACAACCAUAGGGAAGGUUAACUAUCCUCCUUAUGGGAAGGAUUUCAUGGGAGGAAAACCAACUGGAAGAUUCUCAAAUGGAAAAGUUCCUCCAGAUUUGAUUGUGGAAGAAUUGGGAAUAAAAGAGCUUUUACCGGCGUAUCUUGAUCCAACUUUACAAGCAGAAGACCUCAUCACAGGAGUUAAUUUGGCUUCAGGAGGUGCAGGAUAUGAUCCUCUAACAUCUGUAAAUGCAGAAUGUUAUAUCAUGUCCGGUCAGUUGGAAAUGUUCAAAGAGUACAUAGUAAAGCUCAAAGAGAUAGUUGGAGAAAAUAGAAAGAAUAAAAUCUUGGCAAACAGCUUAUACAUAUUGGUCAUAGGUAGCAAUGACAUUACAAACACAUACUUCAGUACGCCUCUUCGAAAAUCCUACUAUGAUAUUUCAUCAUAUGCUGAUUUUUUGCUCAACUAUGGUUCUAGUUUUUUAAAGGAUUUACACGAGUUAGGGGCACGCCGGAUUGGUGUUUUUGGCAUACCACCAAUCGGAUGUUUGCCAUCGCAAAGAACACUGAAAGGAGGAGAAGAAAGACAAUGUGUUGAUUAUUUGAACCAGGCAGCACUAUUGUUCAACAGCAAGUUGGCAGCCGACUUAAGUUCUCUGGGAAACAAGUUACCUAAUUCGAGAUUAGUAUAUGUUGAUAUAUACAAUCUUCCACUUGAUGUCAUCAACAACCCUCAAAAAUAUGGAUUCAAGAUUGCAGACAAAGGAUGCUGCGGGACAGGGCAAAUAGAAGUUGCAGAGUUAUGCAGAUUCGCGUGUUCCAGUGAUUCAGAUUAUGUCUUUUGGGAUAGUUUUCAUCUUACAGAAAAAGCAUACAGGCUUUUAGUUCAUAAAAUUCUUGUCCAACAUUUAAGUAGCUUCUUCUGAUAAAUUUACACUCCAACAUGGUGUGUUUAAGACCACAAGAUUAAAGCACAUUU